This is a messenger RNA of Microcebus murinus (gray mouse lemur), 1777 nucleotides long. NCBI's taxonomy places the organism in Eukaryota, Metazoa, Chordata, Mammalia, Primates, Cheirogaleidae. The record is from RefSeq and is a predicted model, not a curated record.
UCUCUGCAGCCGUUUGCAUUUCCUGAAACCGGAUCUUAGUGUCAGAGCCGCCCCCGGCCGGGCGGGCGCCUCAGCCAUGGCCCUGCGCAAGGAGCUGCUCAAGUCUAUCUGGUACGCCUUUACUGCGCUGGACGUGGAGAAGAGUGGCAAGGUCUCCAAGUCCCAGCUCAAGGUGCUAUCGCACAACCUGUACACAGUCCUGCACAUCCCCCAUGACCCUGUGGCCCUGGAGGAGCACUUCCGAGAUGAUGACGACGGCCCCGUGUCCAGCCAGGGCUACAUGCCCUACCUCAACAAGUACAUCCUGGACAAGGUGGAGGAGGGGGCUUUUGUUAAAGAGCACUUUGAUGAGCUGUGCUGGACCCUGACGGCCAAGAAGAACUAUCGGGCAGAUAGCAACGGGAACAGCAUGCUCUCCAAUCAGGAUGCCUUCCGCCUCUGGUGCCUCUUCAACUUCCUGUCUGAGGACAAGUACCCUCUGAUCAUGGUUCCUGAUGAGGUGGAAUACCUGCUGAAGAAGGUGCUCAGCAGCAUGAGCUUGGAGGUGAGCUUGGGUGAGCUGGAGGAGCUGCUGGCCCAAGAGGCCCAGGAGGCCCAGGCAGCCCAGACCUCUGGGGGCCUCAGCGUCUGGCAGUUCCUGGAGCUCUUCAACUCAGGCCGCUGUCUGCGGGGCGUGGGGCGGGACACCCUCAGCAUGGCCAUCCACGAGGUCUACCAGGAGCUCAUCCAAGAUGUCCUAAAGCAGGGCUACCUGUGGAAGCGAGGGCACCUGCGCCGGAACUGGGCGGAACGCUGGUUCCAGCUGCAGCCCAGCUGCCUCUGCUACUUUGGGAGCGAAGAGUGCAAGGAGAAAAGAGGCACUAUCCCGCUGGACGCACACUGCUGUGUAGAGGUGCUGCCGGACCGCGACGGAAAGCGCUGCAUGUUCUGCGUGAAGACGGCCACCCGCACGUAUGAGAUGAGCGCCUCGGACACGCGCCAGCGCCAGGAGUGGACGGCUGCCAUUCAGAUGGCGAUCCGGCUGCGGGCCGAGGGGAAGACGUCGCUGCACAAGGACCUGAAGCAGAAGCGGCGCGAGCAGCGCGAGCAGCGGGAGCGGCGCCGGGCGGCCAAGGAGGAGGAGCUGCUGCGCCUGCAGCAGCUGCAGGAGGAGAAGGAGCGGAAGCUGCAGGAGCUGGAGCUGCUGCAGGAGGCGCAGCGGCAGGCGAGCGGCUGCUGCAGGAGAGAGCGGCGCCGCAGCCAGCACCGGGAGCUGCAGCAGGCGCUGGAGGGCCAGCUGCGCGCGGCAGCGGUGGGCGGCGGGGCUGCGGGGGGGCUGCGCGGCCGACAGUGGGGCGGCGGAGCCGGCGGGGCUGCGCGGGCGAGCAGGUGGCGGGCGGGGCGCGGGGCGGGCUCGCGCGGCGAGCAGGUGGGCGCCGGGGCGCCGGGCGGGGCUGCCGGGCGGACUGCGCGCGGCGGCGUGGCGGGCGGCCGCGCGGGGCGGGCUGCGCGGCCGCGCAGUGGGCGGGCGGGCGCGGCGCGGGCUGCCGGGCGGGACUGCGCGCGGCAGGCAGGUGGCGGGGCGGGGCUGCCGGGGCGGCGCGCGGCAGGCGGGGGCGGGCGGCUGCCGGGCGGGCUGGCGGCGCAGCAGGAGCGGCGGCGCUGCCGGGCGGGCUGCGCGGCGACAGGUGGGCGAGGCUCGGGGGCGGGGCUGCGCGGCCAGAACCCUGGCGUGCGGGAGGGAUGCGGCGGCCCUGUGCUCAGCAAGGUUUAUGCGCGAGACUGCGAGCGACGCUGA